GGGGAGGGGAAGCAGCAGCAUUUCUCAUUUCCUGUGUGAAGGCAGAGCGAGAAACAGAGUAAGAGAGAGGGAAAAAAAGACCUUGGCUCACGUAUUCUCUGACCAGUUAUCUCUACAUUUACAGCUGCCUUUCUCCCCAUUUCGGGCUCGCAGAUCGGAUGGCCUUUAUUGACAUGAAAGUAGACGCUUGGCUCCAUAGAAAAUUCUAGAAGAUCUUGCCCUUUUUUUUGGGUGUGUUGCAUUUGUGGAGGUCAUUGAAUGAAGGCCAUGAGGUGUUUCGGUUCUCGACUAUGAAUAUGUCCUUAUCACGCCUGUGGAUCAGUUUCAGGACUGGGUUUCAUGUUUGACACAAAAUCUUCGUGUAGGUCCUUCUGUUAGCCAUUCUGGUGGCACACCUGGUGGACUUUUGACCACGUUACAGUUUUCUCAAGAAGGGAGUGAAAAUCUUGAUGGAAAAAGCUUGGGGCUUCAAAAACGGUGCCAUUGCCCACAUGUGAAAUAUUGAUGGCACUCCCACCAGGCUCAGUAUAGGCUAGACUUCAGGAUUUGCCAAGACAUGAAUUUUUUACACUCAGGCAUUUCAGUAUCACGUUUUGUGAUAAACACACACUACACCAACGAAACCUCACUUUGUUGGUAGUAACUUUUAUCUGGCUGAACACAUUGCGCAAAAGCUGGACAUUUGUGGCCUGCUAGUGAUCAGCUUGGCUGAGGAAGAGAUCAAGACAGUGUCUGAUGUGGUUGAAGAGAUGGAUGUAUCAGAACCACCUAAAGUUUCUGAUUUAGGAUCAGCAGAUGCAACACUGGCAAGUCAAAAACGGAAAGCACCCAGUCCCCCACACUCCUCUAAUGGCCAUUCGCCAUCUGACACAUCACCCAGUGCUGUCAAGAAGAAAAGGAAACCUGGCCUAGGCAUCAGCAACAAUAAAGAUCAGUGUGAGCUAAGACAUGGUCCAUUUUACUAUGUCAAGCAGCCUGCACUCACCGCAGACCCUGUUGAUGUUGUGCCACAGGAUGGAAGGAAUGACUUCUACUGUUGGAUGUGCCACCGUGAAGGCCAGGUGCUCUGCUGUGAGCUCUGCCCACGUGUGUACCAUGCCAAGUGCCUCAAACUGGCCGCUGAGCCUGAAGGCGACUGGUUCUGUCCAGAGUGUGAGAAAAUAACAGUAGCAGAAUGCAUCGAGAGUCAAAGCAAGGCAAUGACCAUGCUGAAUCUGGAACAACUGUCUUACUUGUUGAAGUUUGCCCUGCAGAAAAUGAAGCAGCCAGGGACAGAGCCAUUUCAGAAACCAGUCUCUCUGGAGCAGCAUCCUGACUAUGCUGAGUACAUCUUCAACCCGAUGGACCUGUGUACCUUAGAGAAGAAUAUUAAAAAGAAGAUGUACGGCUGCACCGAGGCAUUUUUGGCAGACGUAAAAUGGAUCCUGCACAACUGUAUUAUUUAUAACGGCGGAAAUCAUAAACUUACUGCAACAGCAAAGGUUAUUGUCAAGAUCUGUGAACAUGAGAUGAACGAAAUUGAAGUUUGUCCAGAGUGCUACCUGUCAGCUUGCCAAAAGCGAGACAACUGGUUCUGUGAACCAUGUUCUCCACCCCAUCCACUGGUGUGGGCUAAGCUGAAAGGUUUUCCUUUCUGGCCUGCUAAAGCUCUGAGGGACAAAGAUGGCCAGGUAGAUGCUCGGUUCUUUGGCCAACAUGACAGAGCCUGGGUGCCCAUUAACAACUGCUACCUCAUGUCAAAAGAGAUUCCCUUCUCUGUAAAGAAGACUAAGAGCAUCUUCAACAGUGCAAUGCAAGAGAUGGAGGUUUACGUGGAAAAUGUACGCAAGAAGCACAGCGUGUUUAAUUACGCCCCGUUCAGAACACCGUAUACACCCAACAACCUGUUCCAGAUGCUGCUGGACCCAAGUAACCCCAGGAAAGGUACAGUAAUGCCAGAGAAACAGGACAAGAUCAAGUUCAACUUUGACAUGACUGCAUCUCCCAGGACAUCAAUGGGUAAAAGUGUGGGACACAGGAUGAGUGACAUACCCAGGUCUCCAAUGAGCACCAAUUCCUCAGUCCACACAGGGUCAGACCUUGAGCAGGAUGUUUCGGAGAAAGGAACAAGAAUCCCAUCUAGCCACUACAGCACUGGGGAAGACUCUAUGGAUUGUACAGCAUCUCCAGCAUGUCUGAAGACCACAGGUAGCCCAAAACCAAUCCUAACGACACCUCUUAAACAGGAGAGAAUGCAGAAUGCAGCCAGUAUCCUCAACCUAAAUCUUGAUCGCAUUAAGGCAGAAAUGGACCUGAAGGAGCUGAGUGAGACUGUACAGCAACAGCAGCAGCAAAGCCCAUCAGUACUUCUUACCUCCCCCAGAAAAACCACCAGAAGUCUGGAUAAGACCAUAGAAAGCUGCAAGGCCCAACUAGGGAUCGAUGAAAUAUCUGAGGAUGUGUACCAAGGCGUGGAUCACAGUGACACUGAUGAUUCUGACAAGUCUGACUCCAGUGACAGCGAGUAUGCAAGCGAAGAGGAGCCGAACCUGAAAAACGCAACAAAGAAUGAAGACCACGAAGAUGUCGUCCUUAAAAACAAAAAAAGACCCAGGCCUACAUCUUCACAACCGCAAAACAAUAAAAACCAGUCUCAGAAUGUGACUGAGAAGCUGGCUUCGGAGCCUCCACUGAAAAAGAGAACUGGAGGUGUUUCGGAAAAAGAAGGCCAGGAAAAGCCCAGGGUAAACCAACAGACCCAGUCACACAGAGAGAAACCUGCAGCUGGCCGCGAAGGAAAGGCUGGAACUGUGGAUGCAGAUUCCGACUCGGAAAGAGAACUUGUGAUUGACCUUGGUGAGGAGCAUGGAGGAAAAGAGAGGAAGAAACCAAAAAAAGAAGCUUCAUCAUUAUCCAACUCUACGACCAAAGACAAUGCAGCCAUUAAAACUGAAGGAAAGGCUGUGGCAACUGCCAGUCCGUCAGUCUCUCCAUCUACAGUACUGUCUGCGUCAUCCACCAACCCCAGUGCUACUCAGUCAGCCUUAAAGACACCAAACAGCACCUCUGCCCCACCCGUUACCCCUGCCAGCACCACCUCUGCACCAGCAACUACUGCAGCAACAAAUUCCUCUACGUCUACUAUGGUAAGGAAACAGCGCCCUCUGCUGCCAAAGGAGACAGCACAGUCUGGUCAGGCAUCCGUGGUUUGGAACCAGACGGGGAGUAAAAUCCAGACAUCCUCUCCAAAAUGGCACCUGCAGAAGGUUCAGAAGCAGCAACAUGGCUCACAGUCUCAAAGCACAGCAGCUUCCAGCAAUGCCACCCGUUACCAGACCAGGCAGUCUGCUAAAGCUGUCCAGCAAAAAGAGCCCUCGUCUGGGCCCUCCAGUUCAGUCCUGGCUGGGGACUUCCUUAUUCCACCCGCCUCUGCUGAUGUAGCAGCUGAUAUCGCCAAGUACACCUCUAAAAUAAUGGAUGCCAUUAAAGGAACAAUGAAUGAGAUGUACAGCGACCUAUCCAAAAGCACAACAGGAAACACUAUUGCUGAGAUACGACGGUUGCGAAUCGAGAUUGAGAAGCUCCAAUGGCUGCAUCAGCAAGAGCUUUCGGAAAUGAAGCAUAAUCUGGAACUGACUAUGGCAGAGAUGAGACAAAGUUUGGAGCAAGAGCGGGAAAGGCUUGUGUCGGAGGUAAAGAAGCAGAUGGAGGUGGAAAAACAGCAGGCUGUGGAUGAAACCAAGAAGAAGCAGUGGUGUGCCAACUGUAAGAAGGAGGCCAUUUUCUACUGCUGUUGGAAUACCAGCUACUGUGAUUAUCCCUGCCAACAAGCGCACUGGCCUGAACACAUGAAAUCCUGCACGCAGUCCGAUUCCCCGGUUUCUUUCAACCUACUAAAACAUACUGCCACUGCAUCACAGCAGGAGCCAGAGGAAGAGGCCUCUACAGUUCCGGUACCAAAAACCUCAGGACAAUCACCUAAAACCCAGCAUUCUUCGCCAGCCAACAAAAGUUCACCAACACACAAAACCCCUUCACCCACUACAGACAACACUAAAGCAAGCUCCGCAGUCUCGGUUUCCUAACCAGAUGUUUUCCAUCAUUUCUACAUGGUCAACAAUCUGGAUGCUUUUGGACUGGGAGUUGCGCUUUUUUCUUUUCCUCAUCAUCUUCACAAAUCUCGGUGUAAAGACAUAAUAAACUUGCGCUCCUCACCUGCUCAGUUCACUACACCUGAGGAUGUAAGAAAAGUGGUUCAUUUAUCACAAAUAUACUUCAUUGAAAUUUUUUUUAGUCUACAUAAAAUUGCUCUGUACAAAUUUUCAUAUAAAAAUGCUAAUGUAAUACUUUUUUAACACACUGUUGAGUUUUAUAUGGUGCAGAUUAAAUUAAUUUGUCUGCUCAGUUUUUUUUUUUUUUGUUUUUUUUAUGUACUGCACUUACCAGAGAGAUGGUUCAAUUUUAUUUUAAGAUGGUGGAUCUUAUGAAACAUGGUGGGAUUUAUUGAUUCACAACAUGUUAAGGUUUGGUUCUCACUACAUCACUUAUCAAAGACAUUCUGUUGCCUUCUUACUGAAGUCCUUCAUCCUGCAGAUAAUGCCUGAUUUAAACCUGACAGUAGCAGAGUGGUCGAGGUUGCAUUUCUUAUUUUACAUUUCAGGUUUUCACUUGUUUACAUAUUGUAAAUAAUGAAAGAGGAGACAAUUAUCUGUGAGAAAAUAAAUCAACUCGCUUCUGAAAUGAA
Silurus meridionalis is the source of this 4723-nucleotide messenger RNA. RefSeq names its product protein kinase C binding protein 1, like (gene prkcbp1l). The record is from RefSeq and is a predicted model, not a curated record. Gene Ontology annotation, molecular function: protein binding. Gene Ontology annotation, biological process: regulation of DNA-templated transcription. Bases 750 to 4064 code for a protein of 1104 amino acids. The transcript has 21 exons. Lineage: Eukaryota; Metazoa; Chordata; Actinopteri; Siluriformes; Siluridae.